AUGGAUAUUCAACAAAGCUCUGAAGACGAAGAAGAAUUCGAAGUUUUCUUUGACGGCAGCGGUGACAACUGCAAAACAGCGACAGACGGGUGCUCCUUACUUCAAACUGCUGCAAGUCGUUCAAAUGAAAUCCUCUCCGAUGAGGGCAGCAUAUCCGAUCCAGUGUCUGUUUCUUCGUUUCAUGGAACCCCUUUUGAAUGGAACAUUUCUGGUGCACACGUGUAUUUUGAAGACGAAACGUUGUCCCUUUAUGGAAGUGACAGCUUCGAAGACGAUGACUAUAUCCCUUACUUGGAUGAGGUCACGGACAAAGCUAGCAUUCGCGAAAAGGAGCUCAGCGCUGACACCGUGUUUGCACCAAGUUUUCGAAAACGAGAAACAGGUGCCAAGAUGACGUGCAGUUUGAGCGAUAUACUCGACCAGACAAGUUUUACGGAGAAAAAGGAAUCGACGGAACCUGUUUACGGUGCAAAUCGCUUGUUCAUAACAGGCGAAGAAGUAGGAAACCCAGACGAUCUUCGGAAAAAUGAACAGUACCGUACUGCCUCAUACCACAGACGCUACUUCUCGAAAUGUGUAGAUCACGUGAGUUCUCUUUGUCUUUUUUAA
This is a messenger RNA of Cooperia oncophora, 609 nucleotides long. The record is from the annotation of a GenBank genome assembly. NCBI's taxonomy places the organism in Eukaryota, Metazoa, Nematoda, Chromadorea, Rhabditida, Trichostrongylidae.